GGAGUGGGAGUGGGAAUGGGAAUCGGUGUGAGAAUGGAAAGAUCACCGGAUAGCCACCAACGCUCAGUCUCAAAAGCUUCGUCGUAGCAACCAAACGCGCAUCUGCCAGAUAGAAGUCAUGCCGUAUGCUGUUAACCCAUUGAUGCUUUGCAUCUUUUUCCUGGCUCUGGUGGUCCUAGCCAUCGAAGCGAGAUCCCGACCCGGUGGCGACGAUCGCAUUGUGUUUCCCAAGGACGAGGAUGGCCCUUCCAUUCACUUUCCGUUUCCCAAAGCCAACAUUACAAAAACUGCCACAACCACAACUGAGAGACCUGCAACCACAACAGACACAGGCAACACAGAACCCACCGUUCUACCAACGUCAGAGGAGGAACCCAAUGGAAACAGCACAGUUCUACCCAUCAUUAUAAAUCGAAUAUUGAUUGAUACUGACAGAAAGUGCAGAGAUGGAUACGAGCUUCAUGCCCAACGGUGUCGAAAGGCCGCUUAGUAGAUUCUAAGAAAUGUCAAUAAAUUAAAAUAUAUGUA
Messenger RNA from Drosophila bipectinata, 528 nucleotides. RefSeq names its product Growth-blocking peptide 1 (gene Gbp1). NCBI's taxonomy places the organism in Eukaryota, Metazoa, Arthropoda, Insecta, Diptera, Drosophilidae. The record is from RefSeq and is a predicted model, not a curated record.